This is a messenger RNA of Colletotrichum destructivum, 3134 nucleotides long. RefSeq names its product Putative WD40/YVTN repeat-like-containing domain superfamily. Gene Ontology annotation, biological process: positive regulation of ubiquitin protein ligase activity; positive regulation of anaphase-promoting complex-dependent catabolic process; anaphase-promoting complex-dependent catabolic process. The transcript is spliced from 3 exons. The record is from RefSeq and is a predicted model, not a curated record. Lineage: Eukaryota; Fungi; Ascomycota; Sordariomycetes; Glomerellales; Glomerellaceae. Gene Ontology annotation, molecular function: protein binding; ubiquitin ligase activator activity; anaphase-promoting complex binding. Bases 691 to 2526 code for a protein of 611 amino acids. Gene Ontology annotation, cellular component: anaphase-promoting complex.
CUUCCCACUGCACACUUGACUGGCCCCUGGACAACAACAACCACCUACCUACCGACGCUGGGUUGCUCACUGAAGACUGGCUGGCUUGGCUGUUGGACCGCACCACACCUCACCACUCUAGCCGCCUUCCUGCGAUCCCCGCCGCCUGCACUGCAUCUCUGCUCACAGACUACCUAACUAUCUCUUGAAUCUGCACACACUCGACAUCCGACGGCCCGCACGACGACAACGACAUCUUUCUCGCGUUAUCUGUGUCUUCUUCUUCUCCUUCUCUAACUUAUCAUUCUUUCAACGACAUUGCGCCUUGCUUCUCAGCCAUUUUGCUUUUUGUUUUUUUACGACGCCCAAACUCUUGCGAACAGUGGGAAAAGCAUGCGAACGACAACGACAUCAACACCACCGUCAGGGAUAAGGUGGUGAUUUGUUUGACCGCAUCGACCGACCGAAGCCUCGUUCGAGCAACUCGCCCUUGCGCCAGAUAUCUUGCCAGGUUAUUACUUUACAACAGCCAUCGUCGGCUAUACCACAACUGCAACGACGUCUUGGGCCCGAAGAGUUGCUGGUGCUGUUCGAUUCGCUAUCCCCCCGCCAUCUCCCCUUGACGCUUCUCCCAGCCGUCUUUGCUGGACUUCAGCCUUUCGGCGCAACCAACACAACUCUUCUUGCCAACUCGACAUACACAAGGCGACCAUGACGAUUCCCGUCGAUUCGUCGAAAGCCGUCGCUGCCUCUGCUUCUACCAAAAGACCAGCAGCAGAAACGAGUUGCUCUGCAGCCGCGACUCCCGCGCGCUUCGCAACACCUCCUCCCCCCUCCGACCGAGGACACCUCGAGAACCGCCAGCAUCUGGAGAACGCGAACCAGCGCAAGAUGCAUCAUAGCAGGAGACCCAGCGAGUCAGUUCGUGCCAAUAACUUUGACGCCGGUGCCGUCGACAGUGCAUUACUCCGGGAAAUGCAGCACCGGUCACAACGAGAAAGCACCCCAGGUGCCAGUCCACAUCGAAAGCGUCAGAGGAUAAAUGGUGACAGAUUCAUCCCCACGCGGACUGGCCAAGAUCUUCAAGCUAGUUUUAGCUUGCUCCACGAAGAUGGCUCUCCGGCGACGCCAUCUAAGCAAAAGAAGCGCACCCCCCAUGGCGAGCUUCAUUUCCAAAGGACCGAGGAAGCAAACCGUACAUUCUCGACCCUGCUCCGCGCCGAACUCUUCGAGGGCUCAAUACCACAGGCAACGCCACCGACUCUGUCUCCAGAUCAUUCUCUAUCUACCGCAUCCCACGCAGCCCACAUUCGGGACAGCACGAGGUCUCGCACGCCACCGAAUAACGCUUCCGCCAACUCUCUGCCAACCUCCCUGACACCGUCCACGCCCCACAAGAACCUAUUCUCUUAUAUGUCACCUCGACAACUCAGCAACGCAGGCCACCUAACGCCGUCAAGAACGCCUCAAAGUCGUCAUGGACCCAAUUUGGACACCCGCUCCGAGAUAUAUAGCCUUUCUCCUGUCCGCUUCAACAGCCAACAAUUGUUGCUGAGCCCGCGGCGGCAACCCCGAGCGGUCAGCAAGGUACCUUACAAGGUACUCGAUGCCCCCGAUCUGGCGGAUGACUUCUAUCUGAACCUGGUUGAUUGGGGUAGUGCCAAUGUGCUGGGGGUAGGCCUUGGGUCCAGUGUGUACAUGUGGAAUGCCCAAACGAGUCGUGUCAACAAGCUUUGCACGCUCGAGGAUGACACAGUAACAAGUGUGUCGUGGAUCCAGAAGGGAACACACAUUGCUAUUGGGACUGGAAAGGGGCUCGUUCAGAUCUGGGAUGCUGAAAAGACAAGACGACUACGGACGAUGACGGGCCACACGGCGAGAGUGGGGUCUUUGGCUUGGAACACCCAUAUCUUGACGUCCGGUUCUCGUGACCGACUGAUAUACCAUCGCGACGUUCGCGCUCCUGAUCAGUGGCUCAGGAAACUCGUCGGCCAUAAGCAGGAGGUUUGUGGCCUGAAAUGGAACUGCGAAGACGGCCAGCUGGCCAGCGGCGGUAACGACAACAAACUCAUGGUCUGGGACAAACUCUCAGAGACCCCGCUUUGGAAGUUCUCGGACCACACAGCUGCUGUUAAGGCCAUUGCCUGGUCACCCCACCAACGUGGGCUGCUGGCUUCAGGCGGUGGAACGGCGGACCGCAGAAUCAUUUUUCACGACACAGUCCGCGGGUCUGUCAUCAACGAGAUCGAUACGGGCAGCCAGGUCUGCAACAUUGCCUGGUCCAAGAACUCGAAUGAAAUCGUUUCGACGCAUGGUUACAGCCAGAAUCAAAUCGUCGUUUGGAAGUAUCCUUCGAUGACACAGGUGGUCAGCCUCACAGGCCAUACCUAUCGCGUGCUAUACUUGGCGAUGAGCCCAGACGGCAGAACAGUCGUAACCGGCGCUGGUGACGAAACUUUACGAUUCUGGAAUGUGUUUGGACGACGACCUGGAGCCAGAGAAGACAGCGACGGCAGCCGACUAUCGGAAUGGGGCGUCAUUCGGUAAAGCAUCAAAGAUGGAGCACCAGUCUCCGCAAAAGACAUGAUACCCCCUACUUUUCUUUCUGGCUCGAGGUUGUCGGUAACGCGGCAGGAGGAAAGCGAUAGAGCGAGCGCUCGAAUUCUGUUUCAUGGUAAUGUUGAUGGGAAGAGGAAACGUAAAUACCACGCUGCCGGUUGCAUCAGGUGCAUGCAUGGAAAAGGCGUUUCGACAGGUCGGGAUGGUACAGGCAGGACAACGUUGUUUCUGGGCUUUUGUUUCCUUUUCGGGGUGAUUUAUAGGACUUAUUUUGUGGCUUCAGCGGGUGGCUCAUGAGGAGAAAACGACACAGGGAAAAGGGGCUUUUCAGGUGACGAGAGCCGACUCGAAGCGGGUUGCGUAGCAGAGAAGAGAUGCCCGCAUCAUUCUUAGCAUUGGGCUUGAGCGCAAAUAGUAUUCAUUGGAGUGUUGUUUGGGGAACGCGCCAUUUACACCCAUUAACACCUAGCGGCAAUGAACAAAACAAGGCUUUCUUGUUACAAGACUCUGAUUGCUUCGAAAUGACAAGCACCAGGCCAUCAAUCAUCGGUAUGGUAUUAAUGUAGAGUCGUCUAUAACACUUGAGCAUCGUUGAA